Messenger RNA from Chara braunii, 1417 nucleotides. The record is from the annotation of a GenBank genome assembly. Lineage: Eukaryota; Viridiplantae; Streptophyta; Charophyceae; Charales; Characeae.
AUAUGUUUACACAUAUUUUCCUUACUACACAGACGGUCCCAGCAAUACGGCGACGUGUUUAAUGCGGACUCUUACGGAGAUCCAAUCCAGAGAUGGUGAUGGGAAAGGAGGAGAGGAGGAGGAGGAGGAAGAAGAAGAUGGUGAUGGCCCGAUGGGGAAGGAGGAGAGGAGGAAGCAGGAGGAGAAGGAGGCAGAAGACGGUGAUGGGGAGGAGGAGGAGGAGGAAGAAGAAGAUGAUGACUUGCUGGAAUUGGUGCGGGCAGCGGAGGAGGAGGAGAACAACACCGGUGAUGGUGGUUCGGAGGGAGGAGAUGUCGGAGCAGACGUUGGGGACGAAGGAGGGAGACAAGUGGGGAGGGGUGGAGAGCUGGGUCUGCAGUCUUGCAGUGGGGUGGAGGAUAUUGGGGGGAGGGCCGUCGAUGUGCGAGGUGCAUGUCGGGGGGAAGCAGGCCCUUCUCGUGCUAAUGCACUGCAAGCACGAGUGUGUAAUCGUGGAGUUCUUCUUCUUCAUGCCCUUAUGAGGUUCGGGACCCACUUCGUCAUGUUGGAUCGGUUGUUGACAUGCGAGAGAGCCCUUCGUCGCUUGGUGCUGGGGGACUCGUGGACGAAGAUGGAUUGGCAGCCGUACAUCAGGACGGACGCUUACGAGGUGGAGUCCCUCAUCACUGACAGGGCAUUCUGGGCAGAUUUGAAGAAGCUGUAUCGAGUGAUGAAGGGGCCCUACGAUGUGCUGCGGAUGGUCGACAAGGACAUCCACUGCUUGUCCAAGGUGUACGACACUGCAGUAGACCUGAAGAAUUGUGUUCUUCAUGCACCACUCACAGACGAUGAGCGGGACAGCAUCUUGCGCGAUGUGGGAAAGAGGACGGACAUGCUUCUCAACCCUGUUCAUGCUGUGGCUCGCUUGUUGGACCCUCGAUUGCGGGACAUCACCGUCUUCAGCAAUUUGGACUUGAUGGCGCAAUUCGAUAGCGUGGUGGACCGUCUUGUUGCAAAGAAUGGGAGUCAGAAGUUUACAGACUGCAAAAACCAGCUAUACGACUUCCAAUUCAGCAGAGGGAUCUUUGGUGACGCAGCAGCGUUAAGGAGGGAAGACAAGGACAAUGCAGUGUUGUGGUGGGAGGCACACAGAGGUGGUCAUCCGGAGUUGAAGAUGCUGGCCAUGAAAGUGCUUUCGAUAUGGACCACAUCCUCUCCUGCAGAGAGGAACUGGAGCACGUGGUCCCUCGUGCAGACGAAGACGAGGAACCAGUUGAAGCACAAGCGUACAGAGAAGCUUGUCUACUCGCAUUGGAACCUCAGACUGAAGAGCAAGGGGGAAGAUGGCCUGACAGUGACAGGAGGUUGGUUGGGGCUGGAGCAGGGCUGAGUGGACGAGGACCUCGAAGGCGAGGCAAUUGGCAUGCUUAAUGUGGAG